Notolabrus celidotus (New Zealand spotty) is the source of this 2882-nucleotide messenger RNA. Its product is annotated as leptin-B-like. The coding region runs from base 1864 to 2337 and encodes 157 amino acids. The record is from RefSeq and is a predicted model, not a curated record. The transcript has 3 exons. NCBI's taxonomy places the organism in Eukaryota, Metazoa, Chordata, Actinopteri, Labriformes, Labridae.
CACUACGUAUGCUAGAAUUCAAGUAUUCAAGCUAGCGACCAGGCUAACAAAUCUAACAAGCAAGACUGAGCAUUUAGGUUAGGUAGCAAUCUACCUACAUGUCAGUUAGCCUGUUAGCUUGAGGUAAGUUAGUGUGCUAACAAAAUGUCAAAUAAACUAGUAUUCAGGAUAGAUAACAAGCUAACAACAUGUCAGCUAGACUAUACUAGGUACUAAGUGUAGAACAUGUGAGCUAUCAGGUUAGGUGCCACACUACAUGGUUACUAAGCUAGUAGAAUAUGGUUUGGUUGCCAAGUCGAAAAUAUGUUAGCGAAAAGCUUAAGCUUACAGGUUAGAUAUUUACUUAUAACAUGCUCACCAGACUAAUUCAAGCUAACAAUGUGUCAGCUAGACUUUGUUAAUUACCAGGCGAAGAACAUGUAAGCUAGACUAAAAGUAUUCAAGUUAGGUGCCUAGCUAAAACAUAUUAGCAAGACUGUGUAUUUAAAUUAGUUGACAGGCUAACAACAUGUCACACCCCAGUAUUCAGAAUACUAAGAGUACAGCAGUUUAUCUAGACUGCAAGAAUUUUUGGCUGUGGGUAUUCAAAUAAGGUAACUCGCUAACAUCUUUUCAGCUAGCCUAUUUUCACGCAAGACUAGAAGUAUUUGUCUCAGGAAACAAGCUAACGGCCAGUACGUAGUAGCCCAGUGGGCUCAGCUAACAAGCUACGGGUAACUAAAGAAAUUAAAAAGAUCCACGACUUAAAGCAUACUGUAAAAAAUAAUAAAGUUCUACACAGAUGAUAGACAAAUGGUCUUCCAAGGAAGAAUAAGGUGGCACACUUGUAAAGUUAACCACUAUUCUGACUCACCUGAGCUACUUAUCAGUCAGCAAAUGACUGAAAUACUGUUGUGGCACAGUAAUAUUCACAUCAAUUGAACUCUCACUGGUAGAAACAACAAAUUAAGGAACAUUCCUGCAGAACGCAUCACUCUCUCCCACACAUGUGCACACAUGUGGUCAAUACAGAGCCUACACAUGCAAACGCUUGGGGGCACAUGCAAACGCAUCAGGCACUUGGAAAACACCGCAGAACGCCACCACAGUUUAAGAUCUACAUGUGUGCUAUUAUUACGUUUCUAAUUUUAACUCUGUAUCUCUGGCUUUGACUAAUGAAUAAAAACGGUUCAAAAAAACCUCACAGGUAAAAUGUUCUGUGAAAGACGGUAGUUUCCAUGAAGGUCCGCAUUUCGUGCAUAUCUCAGAAAUGAGAUUACGGCUUUCAAAGACACCCAUAAAGUGAAUCCACAGGGGUCUGUCGGAGACAGUAGCAUUAAGACUGUGACUCAUUUCUUCUUUUCUAUAUUACAUGUGGAAAAUAUCAGAUUCUCGUACUUAAUUUCAGUCAUGAGUAAAAUGACAUGUACAUUUUCUCAAUGCUCGCCUUUAUCAUGAGUUCCUGCAUCAAGUUACGUAUAUUUGGAGCACAUGGGUAUUAGUGGGUUUGCACUGCAUGAUGCCUCUUUAAGUUAAGAUCUACCUACAUGCUCUUUAUUUUGGGGUUGAAAAUUAAAUCAUAGGUUUACAUAAGCUGAUACAUAUACAUCAACUUAAAUCCUAUGACAGUUAAUAGAAGCAAAAAAAAAAGCAAAUGAGUCAGAGUCACAUGUUAAUUUGAUAAAUUGGAUAAUUGGAGCUCUUGGAUAAGCUGACCCUUACAGGUCAGACUCAGAUUUGAGUCAGGGGAGGAGGAUGGAGAAUAGAUCCCCUCAAGUCCAGAGCCUGCUAUUUAAACUGGGGGAAACCUGUAAGAAGCAUGUGUUAUCUCUCUGUCAUUCAGUUUAAGAAGAACACAGCCUCACGUCAGAAAAAAAUUACAGGAUGCACUUCCUUGGAGCCUGUCUGUUCUUCUUGCUUGCGGGGGCUCCCGGGUGUUCAAGUCUUUCCACAAAAGCAGAAUCAAUUAAGAAUACAGUGAACCGCUUACAUAUUAUAGCUCAGAUAACCCUGCUGCACGUUAAAAAACUCAGGACAGAGUUGCCGCCGGCUCCACAGAUAAAACUCAGCACUCCCUCCAUUCAAGGGCUAACCAGCAUCAGUCACGACCUCGGACUCCUAACCGAUGAACUGCAGAGCAUCUUCACAGAGCCCAGUCAGAUCCAGACCGAUGUCUCCAGCUUGGAGGGGCUGGUGGGACACCUUGCUCGCACGAUGGACUGUCCCAUCCAAGCCAAACCCCAAGGACCCACCGGAGACGCUUUGUUCCCUCACACUCAAGUGUAUGUGACCCUGACGAAGGUGCAGCUCUACCUGGACAGCUUUCUUCUUCACAAGGACAAACUCAUGGUCUGCUGAGAAACUCACACUUACACCUCAUGUAUGUCACAUCAUCCAAAAACAGAGGCUUGUUUACACGAAAGCUAAAUGUAUUCAACAACAUAGCUACUCUUUGCACUUAAUAUUUUACUCACUAUUUAAAGGACGUGCAUGCAAAAAAUAACUCAGUAAUUAAGCUGUAAUGCUCUUUUUCUGGUAUCAAAGAUUUUUAGGCACCAGACUUGACUUGCAAGUGGGAGCUGUAGUUUGUUCUGAAAGGCACAUAUUUGAAAUGAAGCUAUAAUUAUUUAAAAGGUUUGAAUUAUAUCUUAAACUGGAUACAUUUUGGAAGCUACAUUUCUUUGAGUAAGCUAAAAGGUUUGAAACUUUAAAUAUCUUUCAGAUGCUGCAAUAUUGGUGUUCAAUUAUGUGGUAAUGGAAGGUGUUAAUUGAAUGUACAAUAGUAACGGUGCAUGGCUUGAGGUCUUUCAGUUUUUUAUUGACUGGAUGUAUAACUGUUGGCAAAAAUGAUGUUUGAGUUUGGAGCUGGAAGCUGAUUUUUUAUGAUAAAUAUUCAUUAAAGA